AUGCUCUACUCAACAACGGCUUGUCCCAUCGGGAAAUCGCUCGUCAGACGGGUCGCUCAAGACGAACAAUUGACCGUUAUGCAAGGAAUCCGCAAGAAUACGGCACAGCAAUACAUUCUGGACGGCACAGGCUGCUAUCGGUUCAAGCUGAACGAGACGUCUGUCGAAAAGCAUCAAACUCUAAAAAGUCCGCCAACCAAAUCAGAUCCGAAAUUCCUGAAAACGUCUUGAAGAACACCAUCUUACGAACAAUUCAUCGGUCCUGUCGACUUGUGAAUACUCCAAUGAAGGCAGCAACUCGUCUACAGCAACGCCAUAUGAAUGAACGGCUCCAGUUUGCACGCUCUAACAUGGCCACGGAUUGGAAUAAGGUCUCCAUUUUUUCUAUCACCUUAUGAUAGGGACCGCAAAGCCACGCCCCUUUUCGCGAUAGAAAAAGUGGCUUUUUUUUGGUUUUCAACUUUCAUUUUGAUGUAGUUGUAAAAUAUGUGGAACUGGCAAAUAAAAUUUGACACACUUGUACAGAAAAGCUUCCUCUUUCGUUUAAAAAAUAUUUCACGCUUUUUUGAUGCGUUCGCGCGGAAUGUCGUACAAAAAAACGUGAAUGGAACUAAAAAAAUUUUGUCAUUUUUUUGCUUUUUUUCAUGUGUUUUUCAGGUCGAACGCACUCUUUCUUUUUUUAAAUAAUGAUUUUUGAUUCAAGUAACGAAAAAUUUUUAAAACAAUAAAAUAAAAAAAUUCGUCUUUGCCAAAAAAAUUUUUAGGGAGCGCCGAAAGUCAUAAUUCAAAAUAUCGUUAAUAAGCGAAUAUAAUCAAGUUUUUUUGUUUUUUUAAAAAUUUAGAUCAUGGCCUUACUUAAAUUUUUUUCUUCACAGUAUCUGUGCUUGAAAUAGUUGUUUAAUACGCAAAAAAAUGCUCUUGAAACUAGAGAAUAAAAUUAGCGGCGUUUAUCACACAGAAAGCGGUCGAACGCAGGUUUUUUUAAACGAUUAUAUACAUUUAUUAGUAAAAAAAUCUUUCAAUUAAAAAGAAUAAAAUAAAAAAAUUCGUCUUUGCCAAAAAAAUUUACGGGGCCGUUUUAAUGCAGCGAUCGUUAAACGAGGCAAAAAAAGCACUAAAAAAACAGUUUUUUUCGAAGUGAAUUUCCACGAACCGUUUGAGUAAAGAUUUGCAAACAUAUUCUGAUAAAAAAAUAGCUAAAUUACUUCAAGUUUUUUUCUUUUUGAAAUAGACAAUCUGUGCUAUUCAAACGGCUCAAGGGUAUGGCGGAUGGAAGCUCCCCGCGUUGGACCUAACAGCUUGGCGCAACGCGUGCGCUCCGAUUUUACAUUUUGAGGUAGCGAGUUCGAUGCCCGCAAGCGGCAGUUUUUUUGUUUUUCUGGAAAAUACCGACUUUUUUUCGACAAACUAGCUGAUUAGCAUCAUUUUAGCACUCUAGUAUGAUUUGUUACAUCAUAAUAGACCAGUAUCAAAAUUUGUUCUAGAAGAAAAAAAUCGAAAAAAAUGUCAAAAAAAUGGAUAAUACCAAAAAUUUCAGUACUAAAAAAAUGGUGCGCGGCGCGCCACCUUUUCCGUCAUAACUUUUUUCAUCCUCAAUCUUUUUUGAAAAACUAAACGGUUCUGAGUUUUGAAUCGAAACAGCUAUCGAACCAUACAAAGCUCAAUGCUGAAAAAAAUUUUUUGAAAAUUCGUCUGCGGUCCCUAAGCCUUAUGAUUUCCAAUUUUUCUGUUCAGAUCAUCUUAAGCGACGAUAAGAAGUUCAACCUUGAUGGGCCAGAUGGGUACGCUCACUACUGGAGAGAUUUGAGGAAAGAUCCGAUGUGCUUCUCCAAGAGAAACUUCGGCGGCGGCAGCCUCAUGGUCUGGGCGGCUUUCUGCGGCAACGGGACGGUAGCUCUUUCUUUUAUUGGGACCAGAACGAAUCAGCAAGACUACCAGCAACUGCUUGCCCAGCAUCUCCUGCCCUAUCUCCGUCGCCGACGACGUGCUAAUAUGAUUUACCAACAAGACAAUACAUCUGUUCACGCGAGCAACUACACAUUGGCUUGGUUUGCGGCCAAUAACGUGGUUCUUCUGGACUGGCCCGCGUGCACUCCUGACCUGAACCCUGUAGAGAAUUUAUGGUCAGUCCUUGUACGAAGGGUCUACGCAAAUGCCAAGCAGUAUACAACGGUCAAAGAUCUGAAAAGAGCGAUUCGUGCCGAGUGGGAUGGUUUGGACAAGUCACUGCUGCAAUCACUCGUUGGCAGCAUGCCGAACAGGAUUUUCGAAGUCGCUCAGAAACAAGGAGGCAUCACACAUUAUUAAUUAAUCUUUUUUGUUAUACUUUGUUGACUUUGUGAAAUGAAUUUUUGUUGAUUACUUAUAGUGGGUCUAUAAUUCUGGGUCGGUCAAAAAAAUCAGAUUUUUCUCGUAUCUUGAAAAAAACUUUUUCAACUGGGUGAUUGAUAAUUAUGAUAUGAUUAUGUUCCUUAUCAACAAGGUUUAUCACAAAAAAAGUUUGGUGGCUCAAAGUUUUUCAAUCUUUCUUAAAAUCGCAGAAAUUAGGGUGGGUCUAUAAUUAUGGGUCGCAGUGUAUGGGCAAGAAAAGUGGUUCCUAUAGGUUUUCAGGAUCUGACCCCUAUGACCCUAGAGCUUAAGUGUCCUCUAUAGGGGUUUUUCAACUUAAUUUUAAAACACUUCUUUAUUUAAUGUUCCACAUGGAGGUGCUUUUUCGCAUAGAACACAUAAGAAUUGUCGACUAGCUUGUCCCCUAUAGGGACCACUAACUAAAUCCCUAUAGGGACAACUUUUGCAACCUUGAGUGACUCCUAUAAGGGUUGGUAAAGUGGUCCCUAGAGGGGAUCCUUCGAGAGACCUGAGAUUUAGGAAAAAGGGAACUACAGUAACCUACGCCCUAUCCAAUGAAUCACGUUUGAAAAGAGAGAUAAAAAUUGAUCUUUUGGAUUCUUUUCCAUUUUUUUCUAAAUUAUUUGAGAAUUCUUAUUUUCCUUGGGUAAUGAUCGCUUAGACAUCAUUGUUGGGUUGAUUGAACGAGGAAAAAGUCAAGAAGAUUUUGAAAGUGAUGGUCUUUUCAUUCCCUAAAAACUAAAUUUAUCAUGUUUGUUGAAAGAAAGUCUGUAAGUGGUCCCUUAAGGCAAUAUUAUAGACCUGUGUCUGGUUCCUGAGUGAUCUCUGAAAUAGACGAAAACAUGUUUUGUUACUCUAACUCUGAAACAUUUCUCUACAGAUCGUCGCGGUGUUGGUUCUGGGCCUGGAGAACAUCUACUGCAUGCAUCUGCGGAAACCUCUGCAGAAGCUCGACCCGAGGGGCUGGUGUGGAAUCAUCAGCAUGGUGGGCACAUCUAGACGUAGACUACAAUGGAUCCAAAAGAGCAACCGAAAAGAUGAUGAUAAACGGAGAGAAAAAAGGGCAACGGAGAUGUUUUUCUGUGGGAUUUCCCCGUGAAAAAGUGGGUCGGUCGCCGGUUGGACUCUCUUUCGACGUCACGCAAUUUGAUCUGUUUUGAGAUCAGCAUUAACUACGGAGCUUGACAAGUUUUCCGACGAGAUCACGUGGCGUUCCGAAAAAAAAAAGACCCGCCGAACAAACAAUCGUGGUGACGAAACAGGCUUUGGCUAGCAUGAAAAGUGAUCCGUAGAUGCGAUACUGUAACUACUCGGUUGACUUUGAGUCAUUAAGUGAUCACUAAAGUGAUAUGAGGGCCUUCUUUAGGUCGAAUCGACUUCUUAAGCGCGAGUGGAGUCAACUUGAAGUUGAAGAAACCGAAUUUUUCGAGAAAAGGAAAGUUGGAAUCUUGCGAGAAAACUCUACAAUAGAUAACUCGCUUCUAGUGCCCUAAGAAAACUUUUUCAGUGGAAAUGAGAAAAAAACUGCAAAAACACGAAACUUGGCAAGGCUUUUAGAUGUAAGACGCUCGUUAAUUUGAAAAUAUAUACCCAGCUUUGAUUUUUCAAAAAGUCUGAGAUUCAAAAGAAAUGAAAAAUUCAUAAUAGAAAAGGUUUCUAUAUUCCAGACAAAAAUAAUUUUUUUCAAUUUUUUUCUAUACCAAAAAAACAAUUUCUAACCUCAUUUUUUUGACUUCUAUACUUAUCUCACAUAUUUAAUUCGGCCAAAGAGCUUUUCAUGAGAAAUAACUUGAAAUUUCAAACUUUGAAAGUUAAACUCCAAAAAAUAUUAUCGAAUGUUUUGAAUCAGGCAGGAUAUCGUCUUGAAAUCAGCCACUUUCUAAAAAAAUGAACUCAAUGACUUUCCAGGCAAUGGGCAACUCCCUGUCUUUCCCUGAAGCAGUGGGUCGAGUUCAAGAGUGGCGAUCCAGAACUCAGUCUCUGGCCAGCAACACUUCACCUCAGGCGAAACGACGCUCUUUCAGCAUGUAAUUUGAACACAAAAUAAUACAUUUUUAUAUGAACUUUUCCAGAAAAAGGCUAUCCAUGUCGACGAAGCCGCCGACGACGUCUACAAACUCGAAAAAGAACCAAUUUUUGGAAGUUGAAACGAAUAUUUGA
This is a messenger RNA of Caenorhabditis auriculariae, 4509 nucleotides long. Lineage: Eukaryota; Metazoa; Nematoda; Chromadorea; Rhabditida; Rhabditidae. The record is from the annotation of a GenBank genome assembly.